AUGGGAGAAAGGUACAACAUUCAUAGCCAGCUUGAACAUCUUCAAAGCAAAUAUAUCGGCACAGGACAUGCGGACACUACGAAGUAUGAAUGGCUGACAAACCAACACCGCGACUCAUGCUGCAGUUACAUGGGACAUCCAGAUUUAUUGAGCUAUUUUGCUAUUGUUGAAAAUGAAUCAAAAGCACGCGUGAAGUUUAAUUUAAUGGAGAGAAUGUUACAACCUUGUGGACCUCCACCUGAAAAACCAGAGGAUUAA
Molecule: messenger RNA, 258 nt
Organism: Pieris macdunnoughi
Lineage: Eukaryota; Metazoa; Arthropoda; Insecta; Lepidoptera; Pieridae
Source: the annotation of a GenBank genome assembly